Molecule: messenger RNA, 1514 nt
Organism: Trichoderma virens Gv29-8
Lineage: Eukaryota; Fungi; Ascomycota; Sordariomycetes; Hypocreales; Hypocreaceae
Product: glycosyltransferase family 71 protein
Exons: 1
Coding region: 45-1514 (489 amino acids)
Biological process (GO): protein O-linked glycosylation
Cellular component (GO): Golgi apparatus
Molecular function (GO): alpha-1,3-mannosyltransferase activity
Source: RefSeq, a predicted model, not a curated record
UUUAGCCUCUAAUUGCCGCCGCUCUGUGCCUUUUUCGUCUCAUAAUGCCUGGAUCUCUCGCUCGUUUUCGCGCUUGUUUUGAACGUUCGCCAAGAACCGUGGUUCUGUUUGUUGUCAUUGUUAUUGCACUCUACGUCGGUAUUCGUGACAUCGCUGGCGAUGCUAUCAUAGAGACUUUGGACUCUCAUUAUCCGGCCAACGAACCUCUCAGAGACAUCCUGAGAACAGCAAGGAAUUAUCACAGGCAUCCUGUGGAGCCCCCAUACAAAGAUAAGUUCUGGGAGGUUGGACAACGCUCUCGCAACUUGAGUCGAUGGCUUGCCGAACUCAAUGGCCCUUGGGGUUCUCAACUUCGUGGAUUUGAGAAAGAGAGGCUUGGUACAGCUAUUGAGACGACGGCUACCUCCCUCUUCCCAUUUCUCAGCCCGCCGCCACCAAAACAAGGUAGCAAGACGCCCUUACGAGACUUGCAACGUUCAUUCACCAAAGACUCAAGGGGGAUCGUCAUUCCUGCCGGAGGAAGCGAUCUACAAAUCAGAUUUGCCGGACAUUUGAUUGCUUCUCUCAGAGAAGUAUUUGGCUGUUCGUUGCCCAUCCAAAUUGCCUACGCAGGGGAUUCCGACUUGCCGAAGGAGCGUCGCGAUGCCCUCCUAUCGUUCGACAAAACAAACAAUACCGAGUUUCUAGAUGUGUGGACCGUGUUUGACGAUGCCACCUUGCGUCUUCGGAGGAAAGGCUGGGCCAUUAAAGCAUUCGCGGCUCUAGCAUCCAGGUUCGAACACGUCAUUGUCCUCGACGCCGAUGCAGUAUUCCUUCAAUCCCCGGAAGUGCUUUUCCAACAGCGAGCGUAUGUCGAAAACGGAGCGUAUCUAUUUCACGAUCGACUACUAUGGCAACAUUCUUUCGAAGACAGACACGAGUGGUGGAAAGACCAGAUCAAGGAGCCCUCACCCGCGAUGAAUAAAUCUCUCGUCUGGACUGAGGACUAUGCGGAAGAAUGCGACUCAGGGGUUGUCGUCCUGGACAAGUCCCGAACGGAAAUCUUUGUCGGUCUACUUCAUAUCGCAUGGCAAAAUACGUGGGCAGUGCGAGACGAAGUUUCAUACAAAAUCACCUACGGAGAUAAGGAGACGUGGUGGCUUGGGCUGGAGCUUGCCGGAUCAAAGUAUGAAUUUGAGGAGCACUAUGGCUCAAUCGUUGGGUGGGAAAAAGAGGGGAGCCCGGAUGACAAGGCCGUAUGCAGCUUUGUUAUUGCGCAUACGGAUGAAAAGGACAAGCUCCUGUGGUAUAACGGCAGUCUGCUGAAGAACAAGCUGGUGGACCCGAACGGGUACGAAGUUCCAUUGUACUGGAUGAUGGAUGGCAAAUGGGAAAAAGGCGGGAAGAAGGAUAUGAGCUGCAUGGUGGGAGAGACGAGAAGACGAUUAACUGGCGAGGAGAUUUCGAUACUGCAGCACAGCAUUGAAGCAGCUCUUAGGGUGGAUGAAGUCAUAGCGAGCAUGAAGGAAUCGUGA